Molecule: messenger RNA, 1068 nt
Organism: Scylla paramamosain (green mud crab)
Lineage: Eukaryota; Metazoa; Arthropoda; Malacostraca; Decapoda; Portunidae
Exons: 1
Coding region: 1-1068 (355 amino acids)
Source: RefSeq, a predicted model, not a curated record
AUGCAGUGUGGCAACGAGCACACGCCCCCUCCCGUGGACUACGCAGCACUAGCGGCGGCGCAAGGCGACCAGGAGCUGCGGGCCCUGUGGGAAGGCCCCACAGAUCUACAGAGGCUUCGGUGUCGCAUCCCGGACUCCGCCUCGCAGCUGUGGGUGAUGUGCCCGCUCGUGCACCGCCUCCUGUCCUGGCCCGCAGCCGCCCGCUGGUGCGCCACCUCCUGCCCGGCCCGCCGCCGCCCGCUGGUGCGCCACCUCCCGCCCCGUCCCGACGCCGUCCGCUGGUGCGCCACCUCCUGUCCCGCCCCGAUGCCGCCCGCUGGUGCACCGUCUCCAUCCUGCCCCGACGCCGCCCGCUCGUGCACCAUCUUCUGUCCCUCCCGGACGCCGCCCGCUCGUGCACCACCUGUCCCGGCCCGCCGCCGCCCGCUGGUGCACCAUCUCCCGUCCCGCCCCGACGCCGCCCGCUCGGGCACCACGUCCCGCCUCGCCGCCGCCCGGUGGUGCGCCACCUCGCCUCCGCCCGGUGGUGCGCCACCUCGCCGCCCGUCCCUGCAGCGCGCCCGACUCGCCCCCGCCCUCGCCGCCUGCUCCGGACCGCCCUCACCGCCCGUUCCGGACCGCCCUCGCCGCCUGCUCCUGACCGCCCUCGCCUACUGCUUUGGACCGCCUUCGCCACCUACUCCGGACCGCCCUCGCCGCCCGUUCCGGACCGUCCUCGCUGCCUGCUCCGGACCGCCCUCUCCACCUCUCUCGGCCCAAUGGGUCGCUUCUCCCCGCUCACCCGUCUCCGCCUGGGCCUCCUGCCGACCAGUCGCUUUUCCUGGGUGUUCGUGGUGGCGGACGUGGACCAACCGAUCCUCGGCAUGGAUUUCCUCGCGACUGACGACCUCCUCGUGGACCCCCGCCGUCAGUGCCUUCGUCGUCGGACUCCUGCAUCCAUGCCGAGCCCUGUGCCCAGCCACUUCCUUACCUGGAAGACAACACAACCUCCACUCUCCCGCUUCGCCGCCUCUCCCGCCCCCACUUCUCCCUGUCCCUUCGCCGCCUCUCCAGCCACCGCCGUCGUAG